Hippopotamus amphibius kiboko is the source of this 675-nucleotide messenger RNA. Its product is annotated as CDGSH iron-sulfur domain-containing protein 1-like. The transcript has a single exon. The record is from RefSeq and is a predicted model, not a curated record. Gene Ontology annotation, molecular function: 2 iron, 2 sulfur cluster binding. Gene Ontology annotation, biological process: regulation of autophagy. Lineage: Eukaryota; Metazoa; Chordata; Mammalia; Artiodactyla; Hippopotamidae. The coding region runs from base 34 to 354 and encodes 106 amino acids. Gene Ontology annotation, cellular component: intracellular membrane-bounded organelle; mitochondrial outer membrane.
UGUCCUGGGCACACCCUUGCAAGUGACGGCGCCAUGAGCAUGACUUCCAGCGUACGAGCUGAAUGGAUCGCAGCAGUUACCAUUGCUGCUGGGACAGCUGCAAUUGGUUAUCUAGCUUACAAAAGAUUUUAUGUUAAAGAUCAUCGCAACAAAUCUAUGGUAAACCCUCACAUCCAGAAAGACAACCCCAAGUUGGUACAUGCUUUUGACAUGGAGGAUUUGGGAGAUAAAGCUGUGUACUGCCGUUGUUGGAGGUCCAAAAAGUUCCCACUCUGUGAUGGAUCUCACACAAAACACAAUGAAGAAACUGGAGACAACGUGGGACCUCUGAUCAUUAAGAAAAAAGACACUUAAAUGGACGCUUGAUGCUGCAAACCUACUUGUCAUGAUGUUUUCUAAUUGUUUAAUUAGAGUGACUACAACCUCUGUCUAAUUCACCUCUGUUCUAGAUGUGGUAUAUUGCAAACUACAGCUUUCAUAUUCACGGCAUUUGCCUUACUUGUUGAACCAUCGUGGUGCGCAUUUGUUGAAACAAAAAAAAAAGGAAAAAGUAAAAGCCAAUCUUGCGGCCUGUAGGUUAUUUUGGUCUUGUAAGGAUCCGUUUCUUUACAUUUAAAAAUGACUUUAGAAUAUAGUUGUAUGGAGAAGUUAAGAUAUUAAAUUAUUCUCAAAAUC